Alligator mississippiensis (American alligator) is the source of this 461-nucleotide messenger RNA. Its product is annotated as 17-beta-hydroxysteroid dehydrogenase type 6-like. The coding region runs from base 15 to 461 and encodes 148 amino acids. The transcript is spliced from 2 exons. Lineage: Eukaryota; Metazoa; Chordata; Crocodylia; Alligatoridae. The record is from RefSeq and is a predicted model, not a curated record.
AGCCGCCCGCGAGGAUGUGGGUGUACCUGGCAGCCCUGCUGGCACUGUACUUCCUGCGCCGAUGGUACCGGGAGCGGCAGACGGUCGGAAACCUCCCGGACAAACACGUCUUCAUCACAGGCUGCGGCUCCGGCUUCGGGCACCUGCUGGCCAAGCAGCUGGACGGGCGGGGGCUGCGGGUGCUGGCGGCGUGUCUGACGGAGCAGGGGGCCGAGCGGCUGCAGCAGGAGACAUCGGGGAGGCUGCAGACAGUGAUCCUGGAUGUGACCAAAUCUGACAGCAUCCAUGCGGCCACUGCCUGGGUGAUGGGACAGGCGAGGGACAAAGGUGAGGGCUGGCUCUGCCUGUUGUCAGCUCCAGCAGAGGCUUGGGCACUGGAAUGGGGCUCUGGGGCCCGGUGGACAACGCAGGGAUCUCUGGAUGCGUUUGCCACAACGAGCAGCAGCAGCCCACACCUCUGA